AUGUCUGCUGAGCCAGAAGUCAAGGAGAAACUGGAAUCAAUGCAGGUCAAUGGUGAUCAUAAGGAAGAGGAAAAUGAGGACUUAGUUACACCCUGGGAUGUGGCGGCAAGCAGCAUAACUGGUGUGGACUACGACAAAUUAAUUGUUAAAUUCGGCUGCCGCAAGCUUGGUGAGGAUCUUGUGGAGCGGUUUAAGAAGGUCACUGGACAUGAACCUCAUCCAAUGCUACGUCGUGGGAUGUUCUUUGCGCAUAGAGAUUUUGCUGCUAUUCUGGAUCGUAAGGAACAAGGAAAGCCGUUUUUCCUGUACACCGGUCGUGGUCCUUCAUCUGGAAGUCUGCACCUUGGGCAUCUCAUUCCAUUCAUGUUUUCAAAGUGGCUGCAGGAUGUGUUUGAUGUUCCUCUCAUCAUCCAGAUUACGGAUGAUGAAAAAUUCCUGUGGAAGGACAUGAAGGUUGAUGAGUCCAAGAAGAUGGCAAGAGAGAAUAUGAAGGAUAUAAUUGCUGUUGGUUUUGAUCCAGAAAAGACGUUUAUGUUCAACGAUUUCGAUUAUAUUCCACCUUUUUACGAGAACAUUUGCAAAAUCUGGAAAGUAGUGACAGGAAAUCAGCAAGAGCCAUUUUUGGAUUCACACCUGAAGACAGUAUGGGAA
Molecule: messenger RNA, 651 nt
Organism: Ostertagia ostertagi
Lineage: Eukaryota; Metazoa; Nematoda; Chromadorea; Rhabditida; Trichostrongylidae
Source: the annotation of a GenBank genome assembly